AUGUCCGCCAACGGGACGGCUGCGGCCACCGUGAGGGUUUCAGGCCCGCCCAACAGCGGUUUCCUCGUCGGGUACCCUGGCAUAUCCGCUACGCUGCCCCGCAUAGAGGGCAAGGUAGAGAUCCGCCCCGGCCUGGGCUACUCCAUGCCCGUCGCCGUCUCGCUCGUGAGGAUAUGCCUUCAACGGCGCGAGUCGAUACACCCGGACGCAGACAGCCUGGCGAAGCGCCAUCUCGGUACACCUAGGAGGGAGACGUCGGAUCUGGUGGGCAAGGAGGUGCUCCUGUUCCGGUGCGCCACGGGCAAGGAGGCCGACAACGUCGUCGCCAUGGACCUCCCCUUUGUGCUCUUCAUCCCCUUCGGCCGCGGCGGCGAGGAGAUGAACCGCCGCAUCCCGCCCGCCUCGCUGCAGCUGCCGAACCGCACGGCCGAGACGCUCUACGAGCUGGUGGUGACGGUCCAGCAGGGCCACAGCAACCAGUUCCGCCACACCUUCCCCAUACCCUUACAGCGAUACGACACCCUCUCCACAUUCGGAAUGUACAACAAGCCCGAGACGAAGCUGGCCACCAACGAUAACAUCGUCCACCUGGGCAUCAACCUGCCACGCUGGAGCUACGGCCCCACCGACCCCAUCACCGUAUAUAUCAAGGUCUCGCCGAACCCGGACGUGCUGUCCAAAGCUAGGCGCGUCACCGUCGACAAGAUCACCCUCGCCGUAGAGGAGGAGAUAACCUAUAACCCCGAGGGCGACGAGCCCACCAAGAAGAUCAACAAGCUGGCCAAGCAGGUCCAGACCGUCAAGGCGAAGCUUCCCGAGGCCGGGUACGCGACCAACAUGGGCCUCUGUUUCCCCUCCAAGGACCUCAGGGACCCGGAUGGGAUCGUCAAGAGGGGGAAGCCCGCUCUGCCCAUGUAUCGGGUCACGUCGUUUACCACCUCGUCGACGCUCUACAAGAUCGAGUUCUAUCUGAACGUCAAGGCCAGCCUGAGCGGUGCCCGCGACAUCACCAUACGGCAACCAAUCGUCAUCUGCCCACUGGACCAACAAGGUUGCAAGGAGGAGAUGGACGCCAUCGAGCAGGCCGCCAAGGACGCAUCCUACGUCGACCCGAAUAACCCCAUGCUGCCAGCACCUACCAUGAUCCGAGCUACGGACCGGAACGCCCUGCAGGCGCUUGGACUCUGCAUGGUCGGCGGUCAGAAGAAACCAUUCAUCGAAUGA
Geosmithia morbida is the source of this 1224-nucleotide messenger RNA. Its product is annotated as Arrestin (or S-antigen), C-terminal domain. The record is from RefSeq and is a predicted model, not a curated record. Lineage: Eukaryota; Fungi; Ascomycota; Sordariomycetes; Hypocreales; Bionectriaceae. The coding region runs from base 1 to 1224 and encodes 407 amino acids. The transcript is spliced from 3 exons. Gene Ontology annotation, biological process: division septum assembly. Gene Ontology annotation, cellular component: division septum.